AUGGCCGUGGUCUUAGUCGGUGCGAGCCUGUCCAUCCCUGAAGAAAUUAGUUUUUUCAGUUCGGCUGCUCUGGUUACAUGUCGAAGAACUCGCAGGAAAACUAACUCUAGGAAGCGGAUCGUCGGUGUAGUGAUAAGUGCAAAUCGGAUUACCAGCAUGAAGUUCCUUCUCAUAACUUGUCUACUGGUCACGAGUUUAUUGUGCGUCCACGGGGCCGAAGAAACCGACAAGCCAGAGAUCACAAAGUUGGAGUUAGUGGAACUCGGCGAGGGUGAAAGCGACGAUGGCGAAGACUCGGAAGUUCAAAGAAAGAGAGAUUCCGGCUAUUCCUACAAGAGACCGGACAGUUUCGCGUUAGCCUCGAGAUCUCGUUUCCAAGUUGGACAAUCCGGCCACAGAGGACGUAUCGUUAAUAGACAUCCAGCCCAAAUAAACAGACCUAUCACCAAAUACGGACCGCCCGGUUACCAGAAUUCAUCUCCGAUGAGACCCGCUCCUCACGGCCAGCAGCAUCGCGAUAAAUUGCAAUUCCACGGUCAUUUCGGUCAACAGCAUUCGAACAACUUUGAUGGCCGGCCGAGUGGUUUGCUGGAACAGGGAGUUCCGAGUCCAAUUAGACAGGUUGACUUUGUCGAGCCGAAUCCAAUAUCCACUCAAAACAACGAGCCCUUCGCGACUCACUCGGCGAAUUAUUUGCCGCCGCAGAAUCAAAAGUUACCCGGCUUCGGGACGGCCCAAGCUUUCGCACACGCAGCGGCGCAGAGCGCUCAGGGCAACGACCAAGGUCAAUUGGCAAAUUUCCAGCAACAGAACCUCGCUCAAUCCCAAGGACACAUAUCGGACGCGGCCCUUUUCCUUACUCAGAACGCUCAAGCCAUACAGCAACUCUACGGCGCUCCUCCGAACGAGCAAGACUUCGCGCCGAGCAACGGUGACCAGUUCUCGGGUCACACUAAUCAAGUACAAAACGGUCAGUUUCAAAAUUUCGAAAGUGCCUCGCAAAGUCCACAAAGUUUCCCAGGCCCUUUGCCCUCGUACGCGUCCGGAACGCUGAGUAACCAGGAGACCCUGCAACAGAUUCAGUCUCUCGAAAAGGACAGAUUGAUAGUUCAGCUGCAGCGCGCGCUCGCGACCCAGGCUCAGGCUCAAGACGCAGGAAGGUACGCUGAAAAUCAGCAGAGCUUCGUUCAGAAUCAAGAUCUUCUGGCUUCCCUCGGACAGCGAAUGAAGAUUCACGGUUUAAACGCGCAACCUACCUUCGGAUCUGGCAAUACAGCUUUCAAUCAAUCACCUUUUUUGCCAGGAACGACGAUCAGUCCCGGGUUUCCGCUUAGCUACGGGCUAACUACCACCGUGCAACCCCCAACGACCACCACGCCGACGACCACGACGACCGUGCAGCCCCCGCAGGCCGCUAAAGGCGACGGAACUUCUCAGCCUGGCACCAGCGUGCCACCCUCUGCCUCCGGAGUUCCCGUCUACGGUGGUUUCGUGCCAACCUUGAUCAGUGGUACGAGCUUCCUGUCGAACGUUCCAUCGUACGGGCCAACGUUUUUCGCUCCUGGUACCGUCGCACCUGUGCAACCGUCGGGCUCGUCGCCCACGCACUUCGGCCUGCCCAUUCCCACGGAUCAAAAACCAGCCACCACGCCGGCGUCCACGACACCCUCGACUCCGACGACGGGCCAACCAGUUCCUUCUCCGCCAGUUAACACGGUGCCAGUUCCUCUGCAUCCUUUCGCUACUCCCCUGCACCCGGUGGUGACGCCUCUGCGCCCCAUUACGCCCUUGCAGCCCGUGGCGCCGACCCACGUGCACCCUGUCCACGCGCCGUCCACCCAGCCGACGUACGGCCUGCAAACGCCACUGAUUAAUCCGCUUCUCUACAAACCCAUCAAACCGGUCUAUCCGUUCUACUAUUACCAGAACGUGCCGUAUCAACUACACAAGCCAGUCGUACCGACUUACCCGUGGAGCUACGCGCCGACCUAUGCCCAAGCGAAACCGGCCCAAAUAAUCGUAUUGGUCGUCGCAGCCUUGGCGAUUUCCUGCGUAUCCAGCAGGGAGACCAGGGGCGACAUGAGAGUACGACCCCUGGCAAAGGGGAAGCGCGGUAUCAGUGAUUAUUCAGGUGGAUAUUCCGGUGGGUCGUACAGCUCUCCUAUUCACUCCAGCUCGGGAUACAGUGGUGGAUCUCUGGGAGGUUAUUCCCUGGGACACUCAUCAGGAAUUCAAAGUUUGGGAAGUUCUCUGGGUCACGGUUCCCUGGGAUACUCGCUGGGAUCCGGAGGCGGCUCAGGCCACGGACUGAGUCUUCAAGGACUCUCCUUAGGUGGCCACUUCAGUCAGCCCUCGUAUUCCGGAGGCGGAGGAUCCAUCGCGCUGUUCACACCUUCCUCGAAGACGGGUCCCGUCACUUUCGGAACUCACGGAGGUGGUCUUUCCUCGUCCAGUUCCGGCUCCAGCUCUUAUUCGACGCCGAUAUACGCGACGGGAUCUCAUGGAUUGUCCGCUUAUAGCGGUGGCUCAUCGGGCGGCAUCAGUCUUCCGGCCAUGUUGGGCUCGCACGGCUCCUACAGUCUCUCUGGAGGUUCUUCUGGCCACAGCAUUCCGAUACAAUCGAUCUCGUCGAGCUCGUCCUAUCCCGUGAGCGGCGGUUUGCUGAUCGACUCUGGAUCGCUCGGAAAAGGCUCCAGCUACGGAGGCUCUUCCCUGAGCAGCCUGCACGGGUCCAGCGGAGGUUCCAGCUACUCCAUUCCUCUAUCGAGCGGGUCUCACGGUCUCUCCUCCAGUUCAGGAUCCGUUAGCUACUCCUUGCCCGCGUCCUCCGGAUCUCAUGGACUGUCCCUGUCCAGCUCCGGUGGAUCCGGCUACUCGUUACCUUCUUCUGGCUCUCAUGGACUGUCCCUGUCCAGUUCGGGUGGUUCCGGCUACUCGUUACCGGCCUCCUCCGGAUCGUCCGGUCACCUCAGCCUUUCUAGCGGAUCCUCCGACAGUUCCAGUUAUUCCCUCCCAGUUUCCUCCGGAUCUUACUCUUCUGGAUCGUCCGGAUCCAACUCGUAUGCCCAUUACAUUCCGGCCUCUUCCGACGGCUCUUCCUACGCUUCCUCCGGAGGUUCCAGCUACUCGAGCCCCUCUUCCAGUUAUUCCAGUUCUGGUUCUAGCUACUCCAGCCCGAUUUCUAGCUACUCCAGUCCAAGUUCCAGUUAUUCCAGUCCCAGCGUGAGCUACGCUGGAACCUCUAGCAGUUACUCUGCUCCCUCUACGUCAUACGGCACGCCAUCAGAAUCCCAUGGUUCCUACUCGAAUCUGAGCCCCAGGUACGUCGGAUACACCUCGUCGAAAAGUUACGACAGCUCGAACUCCGCCAGCAACAAGUACGACACGAUUUCCUACUCCAGCCCUAAUGGAAAAUAUUAA
This is a messenger RNA of Megachile rotundata (alfalfa leafcutting bee), 3420 nucleotides long. RefSeq lists its product as uncharacterized. NCBI's taxonomy places the organism in Eukaryota, Metazoa, Arthropoda, Insecta, Hymenoptera, Megachilidae. The record is from RefSeq and is a predicted model, not a curated record.